Molecule: messenger RNA, 1694 nt
Organism: Bufo bufo (common toad)
Lineage: Eukaryota; Metazoa; Chordata; Amphibia; Anura; Bufonidae
Exons: 2
Coding region: 148-1422 (424 amino acids)
Source: RefSeq, a predicted model, not a curated record
CUUCCUCUGUCCCCUUGCCCGAGCUAGUGCCUAGUAACAGGGCUAGUGUGCACACAUCUGCUGUGAUCUCUGCCCCCACUCUGGCACUGAGUGCCCAGGCAUCCCAGGUCCCUGCAGCGCAGCAUACAGCUGCGCUCACCUGUGUUAAUGAGCGGGGUAGCGAUGUUUCCAGAGAGCUGGCCGGAGUGCAGUCAGUGCUUCCGGCAGCGUGGUCUGUGGCCCCGCCCCCCUCCAGUACUCAGCAGUUUCCCGCUCCCUGGCAGGCAAGCUCCUCUCUCCGCAGCUCCCUGCUGCAGACUGUCACCCCUGGGAUUAUGGGCAAUAGAAAUUCUAAUGUGUCAUCUGCAGAUGAGCCCAGGGAUGCCCCCUCUACCGAGGUACAGGCUCCUGGGAGUGCCAACAGUUGCACUAAUGCCCCUGCCAGCCCACCCCUCCAACCCCCCAAUCCCUCAGGCCACCCUGCCUGACUUUAUUGUAGCCAAUCCCACCACUUCCUCAUCGCUUAUGGCACAUUUAGGUCCCCCUACUGGGGUCCCUGCCGCUAUUGCGCAUAUGGGGGAACGUCCCAAUUCCAGACGGCGCUCAUCUUCAAACUCACCUGAUGUAUCCGUCCGCCGUUACCGGCGCAGGUCGGCAGCUUGUCAUCAACGUUGUUCCCGUCAUCGGUCACGGUCUGCGCGGCGGUCCCACAGAAGUGCCCGCUCCAGAUCGUCUCGCUGGCGGUCACCUUCAUCAACGGAGGUCAGCUCCUGCAGCGAUACCGCUGGCAGGUCUCAUUCACAACGCAGAAGGGGUGCCCAUUCAUCUGCUGCACGGGCUUCUCGCGGGGCCAGCCGGGCCAGCGCGGUGCAGGAUCCGAAUCCUCCAAUCGCCCCAGUGGAACCUCCAGGUCCUUCUACUACCGGAGUUCCGGACCCUAGUGCCAGCAGCUUCACCGGACGGAUCCAUGGGCCCGGCCCAUCUCUGGGACAUCCCGCUGAACGAUUGAUGCCUCUCAUUAGAGCCUCAGUGGCUCCUAGGACCUGGACGGGUUAUGGUAAGGCCUGGGCUGGCUGGGUAGCGCUAGCAGGGACUCAUCCGGUCCAUUCCUCAGUGUCGGAUCGGCUGCGCAUAACCAUCGACUUUAUUUUGCAGGCAAGGGAAGCAGGCGUUUCGGCGGCGGUUAUCCAACGCCGCUUAGCCGGGGUUAGCUUUUAUUUUAGGUUAUUGGGUUGCCUGGCGUUUUUCGGGGCUUUUCGGAUAAGCGAGCUCCUCCCCCCGACCAAGUUCCGGCCAGGUGGUGUUUUGCAAGAUGAUGUCCUUAUUACAGAUUCCUUGGUGCGCAUUCGCCUCCGCCGGUCAAAAACAGACAUUUUUGGCCGGGGUUCUAGUGUGUCGUUAUAUCGCAUCCCCGGCCCGGCUUGCCCAGUCUCGGCAACCUAGAUCAGAGAGCUGAAACAAGACCCGGCGGUCGGAGCUUGGGUUUCCGGAAUGUGGAAGUCAUUUGGCGUGGCAUCCGUGGCCUUCGCUGGUCGCAGGUUUUGCCGGAAUCGGUUCACCUCAGCACAUUGGCACGCCCCCCUGUGAUCCUUGCGAUCCAUGCUGGGGGUAAUGACCUCUGCUUGCUUAUAGUAGCGGAGCUCAUUACCCUCAUUAGAGCAGAUUUAGAAAGAAUUCCAACUUUCUUUCCUGAAGUCAUUAUUGUGUGGUCAGAG